UGCCUGCUCGGCUGCUGGCGAUGCUUCGCCAACAAUUACCUUCACUGGGCAGCUACUUGCACAUGGCUCCUGCUUAACCUUCAAGGAUUCGUGGGACAAGGAAUGGGCUUCGCUGAACGAGAAUAUCUUGUGUGGUAUGUUCUCUUCAUCAUUUUCGUGCCAUACGCCAUGCUUCCGCUUCCCCUUAAGUGGUGCAUGAUAGCCGGAUCCGUGUCAGCCAUGUGCCACCUCAUCGUCAUGACUAUUGAGAAGUUUCACAAGAAUGUGAAUGAGGCCUGUCUUCUGAGACAACUAGGAGCAAAUUCUCUCCUGUAUCUCGCCAUCAAUUUUGCGGGAAUGUACACAAAGUACCUGACAGAUCGUGGCCAGAGACUUGCUUUUAUAGAAACACACAAGGCAAUGGAGCACAAGAAGGAAUCCGAAAAGGAGUAUCAGCGAACACAAAAACUUCUCGAUUCCAUUCUACCCAUGUUUGUCAACAAUGACAUAAGGAAGGAGAUGUACAAAGGUGCAGACGCCAAUGUUGAUGCCCAAUUUAAGAAGCUCUUUAUAUACUACAUGGAAAAUGUCAGCAUCCUCUUUGCCGAUAUCAAAGGAUUUACGGAACUCGCAAGUAGAACAUCAGCCCAACAACUUGUGAGAAUCCUCAAUGAUCUCUUUGCGAGAUUCGAUCGAAUAGCCGAGGAUAACCACUGCUUGAGAAUUAAACUGUUGGGAGAUUGCUACUACUGCGUCUCCAUGUUCGACAGCCAGAGCUGGAAGUCGCGGCCAGACCACGCUGUGUGCUCCGUCGAGGCAGGACUCCACAUGAUACGCGCCAUCAAGGAUGUCCGUCACAACACACAUGUGGACCUCAACAUGAGAAUAGGAAUCCACAGCGGAUCCGUGAUGUGUGGGGUGCUCGGCGACAAGAAAUGGCACUUUGAUGUGUGGUCCAAUGACGUCAUUAUCGCUAAUCACAUGGAAUCAGGCGGAAUACCUGGGCGAGUUCACAUUUCCGAAGCCACUCUCAAUUGCCUCAAUGAUGCAUAUGAAGUGGAACCCGGAGAUGGUGGCAGUCGCGACAAUCACUUGAAAAUGAUGAAUAUUAAAACGUUUUUAAUUAAGAGGACUGAGCCCUUGAGACCUCGCAAACGUCUGAUACACCGCGGGAGUGAGUUUCAAGAGCCACCACAGAGAUUCUCAGAGCACAAGCCCAGUGUUCAGGCCCAGAACUCCGUUACAAGUCGUCAGGACAGCAAAAGUGCUUCCAAGAGAAGCUCGCGAAAUACCAUACAUGAGGAUGAACCGACCACUGACUGGACACCGGAGAUUCCGUUCAAGAAUCUCGAUGGACGCGAUGGUCUCAAUCGCACAGACUCCGUAAUGGCCAGUGACUAUGUGAAGCAAGAAACAAGGAUAUCCCUGUCAGCCACGGAGGAGGUGGAUGAGUUCAUCGACCAGAACAUACAGAUAAACACGAACAAGCAGAUGCGACAGGAAUUCCUCUAUGGCUGGACAUUGAAGUUCAAGGAUAGUGCACAAGAAGGGAAGUUCUGCCAACUUCGCGAAGAUAUGUUCAGAUCAAACAUGCUCUGUGUCUUCGUGGUGUGGCUCUUUAUAGUAUUCUGUCAGGUGAUCAUCCUGCCCACUUGUGUGGUGCUUAUCAUUUGCCUCUCCAUUGCCACAUUCCUCAUGACUCUCGCUUGGAUUAUUGUCAUGGCUGAAGAAUUUCCCCGGCUUCCGAGUAUUCUACAGCGUAUUUCCGCCUCUCUUGUGCACCAUCGCAAUCGCCGGACAAUCUUCAUCUGCUUCAUCAUUGUCCUCAUGUCGGCGGUAAGUGCCAUCGGACUGGGAAUCUGUAAUCUCACCGAAUCCUCUGGUGAACCGGAAGUGAUGGCCUUCCAGCAGGCCCAGCCCACGCAAAUCCACCUCAAUGUCCUUCUCACCAUUCACCACAACAUUACAAUCAAUCCAGUUAUGGAAACACCUACAAUACCAACCAACUCCACAUCAUCCCACCAUUUAGUACCACGAGACAUCAGGAAGUCAUCGACAACAGGAAACUCCAUUUCCGACGGGACCUUUAAGGACAUCAAUGCCACUACAUUUGACACCAACACCACAGACGAUGACUCCACAAGCGAUGAUCUGGAUGACCCAUGUGCGCAUCCGGAGUACAUUGUCUUCACAUGGGUGCUUUGCCUGAUAGCCCUCGCCACCGCCCUCAAGCUCUACUAUCUCGUGAAGACUCUCAUGGCCAUCGGAAUGGUCACCUGUUACGCCAUCCUCAUACUCGUGGUCUUCUCCGAUGUGUUCAUAAUCAAGGACAUAAAGUACGAGCUAGAGCAUGUGGGAAUGCCUUUGCCAGCACAGAUGCUCAUAAUGUUGGGUGUCUUCUUUACCAUGGUGUGCUAUCACGCUCGCCUUGUCGAGGUGACAUCCAGACUGGAUUUCAUCUGGAAGGAGCAAGCGGAGAAGGAGCUCACGAAUAUGAAAUCCAAUCGUGUUCUCAAUGAUCUCCUCAUCAAAAACAUCCUUCCCGAUCACGUGGCAAGCUAUUAUCUCUCCGAGGAGCGUACCGAUGAACUUUACGCCCAAAUGCACAACCUUUGUGGUGUAAUGUUUGCCUCCAUUCCAAACUUCCAGGACUUCUAUUCUGAGGACAUUGAGAACGGAAAGGCGUGCAUAAGAAUUUUGAACGAAAUAAUCUGUGAUUUUGAUGCACUUCUCGAAGAGGAGCGUUUUGCAUCUGUUGAGAAAAUUAAGACUGUCGGCGCCACGUACAUGGCCGCCUCGGGACUCAAUCCCAAGUAUCAGAUCGAGCGCGGUGGCUCCGCAGAGGACAGCGUGUCGGAUCUCGUGGAGUUCGCCCUGGCCAUGCGACAGAAGCUGCAGGAGGUGAACAAGGACGCCUUCAACACCUUCCAACUGAGGGUGGGCAUCAGCAGUGGGCCAGUCGUGAGCGGAGUGAUUGGGGCUCGAAAGCCUGUGUACGAUAUUUGGGGCAACACCGUCAAUGUGGCGUCCAGGAUGGACUCCACGGGGGAGAACUGGAAAAUUCAAGUGCCAGAUUACACAGCUCAAAUUCUUCAGGCCAAAGGAUACACUUGCGUGGUGCGCGGAGAGAUAAACGUGAAGGGGAAGGGCAUUAUGCUGACACAUUGGGUGUUGGGACUCAAUGUGCCUGCCAGUCAAUUGAUGUCUCCCACUCCAAUGCCAGCGGGAAUCCCUCAGGCCCAGACGCCGUCACUGCAGCGUCAGACGUCGCAUCACAGCUCUCUCGCAGCCGUUGUCUUUGGCAUGAUGCAGGCCUCCAAGAGGAGCACCAUCAACAGUUCAACACGCUGGAGUCGUGCUAAAAAAUUAACUAUUUCAUCUAUAAUUGCGUACGUACACUUCGUUUUUACUCAUUUCCACUACACAAUUUCUUUUCAACACUCUUUUUCUCCAGCAAUUACACCCCUUCGAACCAUUUAUAAAUCCGAAUAUUGAUGAAAAAUGCGAGCAGCCCCAAAAAAUAUCUGAUUAACGCGCAUGAAAAGUACAACUUGUAAGAUAAUAUCUGCAGAAUAUUAGAAGAAUAGGUUUUUGAGAAUGAAGUUUGCACGAAAUAUCCCAUCAAUAUAUGAAAACAUCUCCAUUUGCACAUGUUUGAAUAAAGCAAUGUAACAUUUUCUCAACAAGUUGUGAAAUUUCACGUAAAUUCCUGAGUAACUUCCCUGAAUUUUUGCAUAAAUUUUUACUCAAACUGUACAUACACAAACAGAAAAAACUCCUCAAUUCUCACCAACAACGUGAACAUGUGACAAUUAAUCCGGAAAGAAGAUAUGCUGGUAAUGUCUUCCCAAAUAUUUGAAUGAUUUCAAGCAUGAAAUUCUCCAAUUUUUAGCUACUUAUUCAAAUAUUCACAGCCAGAAUGUUAAAAGCGUGCUUUUUCUCGCAACAGCCACCGCGACUCCCUCGCCCAAAACGAGAUUCGGUCGCCGGGGAAGCACCUUCAGCUCAGUGAGGGUGUCCCAGAGAGUUCCGUCUAAUCCCAUUCGGCGAAACACCACGC
Molecule: messenger RNA, 4039 nt
Organism: Phlebotomus argentipes
Lineage: Eukaryota; Metazoa; Arthropoda; Insecta; Diptera; Psychodidae
Gene: Adcy8
Product: adenylyl cyclase 78C
Exons: 8
Coding region: 103-3474 (1123 amino acids)
Biological process (GO): adenylate cyclase-activating G protein-coupled receptor signaling pathway; cAMP biosynthetic process; intracellular signal transduction
Cellular component (GO): plasma membrane
Molecular function (GO): adenylate cyclase activity
Source: RefSeq, a predicted model, not a curated record